UGACGUAGGCGCCGCGGUCGGUCUGCCAUGUUGUCUCUGAUACAGCAGAAAUCUCGCUUCAGAACAGGCAUACAUACCGGCGAGGCUUCGCCAUUUGCCCAUUGGGAUUGACUACUGAAUUUCUGGAGAAGCGUAUCGUUCGCCUCAUUAAUCACGGGGGUAAAUAUAUACUGAUGAUAUAAACCACUCAAUAGUGGACGAUAAAACAUCGGCUUUGCCAUGUAAUAAGGCUCGGUUGCUAACGUCAAGGCUCCGCCCAACACGGAUGAGUUAGCUACACCCUCUGUUCGCAGUCCAAACUAUGCCAACCAUCUUUCGGGCCAACACGUUCUUUCAAAUCUUAUCGUUCUGCAUUGCUCAACACAUAAGCUUCACAAUGCACGUUUAGAAUAGCUCAAUGAGCAACUUCUCUUCAGCUGUGAGUUCUAGUGCAUCUAAUGGUGAGACUCAACAGCAGGAAACGAACCACGAACGAACCCUAAUCACAAGCCGAGUAAGCGACGCGCUAGACUUUCUCGUUGUGUGAUUAACAUUUUGGCAUUGUUUGACUGACUGACUGACUGACUGACUGACUGACCUAUUUGCUAGGUCUGGAGUAUCCUUUUUUUUUUUUUUUACGACAGCAGAUAUAUGCCUAUUGAUCUCCAGAGUAGUUCGGCCGGAAUGUGCACGUCACUACUGUAGUGUGUGCGUGCGUGCGUGUGUUAUAACGGUGGUGAUCUUGUGAUUAAAUAAAAAAGAAGUGACUAUUCCCUUAUGAAACAGCACAAUCCGAUGUAGCACGAGUGAUGUGCUUCACUCCAUAUGAACCUGCAGAAGCUAGUCGUUUUCGACAAUCUAUUUAGUCCCAAAAGUUGAAAGAUCUGGAUUUAAUGACAUGCGUUCUGAUUAUUAACCAUUUUAACAGCACGAGAAGUUGACCUGUCUCUUUAUUCCUAGUUAAUAGCAAUAGAGUAUAAGACUCCUCGGAAUUGUUUACAUCUGUAGCACAAGGAAGGCAUCAAAGAAGAGUGCUUCCACCCCUAGGAUGGAGACCGAGCAAGAAAUGAACAAAGGAAUCCAUCAUUGAAACGAGUAGAUAGCCUGCACGCCAAACCGACGACCACAUGCCCCUGGUGCCCCCUCCCUUGUCCUCCAAUAACCCCCCCGUACCCCCUUCCCCUUUUCAGUCAAAAGCCACAGCCCUUACCUUUGCUUCUUUGGCUGCCGAAAGAGCCCAGCCGCCAAGCUGUCGGACAUGUCGGGACCUGUGCCGAGCCGGGCCAGGGUGUACAACGAGGUCAACACUCACCGGCCGAGAGAGUACUGGGACUACGAAUCCCAUGUCGUGGAAUGGGGUAACCAGGAUGACUUUCAACUGGUGCGAAAGCUCGGCCGUGGCAAAUACAGUGAAGUCUUUGAGGCCAUCAACAUCACCAAUAAUGAAAAGAUUGUCGUCAAAAUCCUCAAGCCUGUGAAGAAAAAGAAAAUCAAGCGUGAGAUCAAGAUUUUGGAGAAUCUACGAGGAGGCCCGAAUAUUGUCUCCCUUAUCGAUAUUGUCAAAGACCCUGUGUCUCGUACACCCGCCUUGGUCUUUGAACAUGUUAACAACACCGACUUCAAGCAAUUGUACCAAACGUUGACAGAUUACGACAUCCGCUUCUAUAUGUACGAGAUCCUCAAGGCCUUGGAUUAUUGCCACAGUAUGGGAAUCAUGCAUCGAGAUGUCAAGCCACAUAAUGUGAUGAUUGAUCACGAACACCGCAAGUUACGUCUUAUUGAUUGGGGCCUGGCAGAAUUUUACCACCCGGGACAGGAGUACAACGUCAGAGUGGCUUCACGCUAUUUUAAAGGACCGGAGCUCUUGGUGGACUAUCAGAUGUAUGACUAUAGUCUGGAUAUGUGGAGCUUGGGCUGUAUGUUGGCCAGCAUGAUCUUCAGGAAAGAGCCUUUCUUCCACGGCUACGACAACUAUGACCAGCUGGUGAGAAUAGCCAAGGUUUUGGGAACGGAAGAUCUAUACGACUAUGUGGACAAAUACAACAUUGAGCUGGAGCCUCGCUUCAACGAUAUACUCGGAAGACAUUCCCGUAAGCGAUGGGAACGCUUCGUCCACAGCGAAAACCAGCAUCUGGUCAGCUCCGAAGCUCUGGAUUUCCUGGAUAAGCUGCUGCGCUACGAUCAUCAAGCCCGUCUGACCGCUCGCGAGGCCAUGGAUCAUCCCUACUUCUUCCCUAUAGUGAAGGAGCAGUCUCGCGGUGGAGUCGCCAACCUACCCGGUGGGAACCCGGCUGCUGUUAGCACAGCCAGCAUUAUCACCGGUAUUUCUGCCUUGCCAGCCUCUACUGCCCUGGGCCCACUCACUGGCUCGCCCGUCCUCUCUGCCAGCAACACUCUGAGCUCCCCGGUGCCCGCCGGAGCCCCCCAGUGACCAUUCAAAUGGAGACAGACAGGUGCAACACAUCUACAUCCAAACUCUGUGUGGCCGAGCCUCAUCCAAACUUUUUUUUUGGGGGGGGGGGGGGAUUUGAUUCUUCUUCCUCAUCUCAGCCGAACAUGCUCACGUGACAUCCAAAAUGAAAGUCCUGUGUGGACGAAAGUCACUCAUUUCUUAAAAUGCAGCCAUGCAUUCAAAAGGGCAACGGCCGUGUAAUCCGUGGUUGUUUUGUUCAUGUCGUACUUUAACAAGUACUUUGACAGAAGGUGAUUGCCGUCAGGACCAAAAGAAGCAAACCUCCAAUUAACUCGGUUUGGCCUCGGAUAACUUUGAACAAAUUGCGUCUGGUGCCGUUUUGCGCUCCGGAUGCAGCGACAGUCGCUAGUCCGGCAAAAACGUGGAGCCGUAGCGACCCAAGUGUCCUCAUGGGUGACGCUGGACGCGGCCCGCUAAAUACGAGUAGUCAUGGAUGUCUUGAGAAAUGCUGCUUUGUAGCUCCUUGACCAAAGUUUUUCCCUGUUUAUUUGAAAGAACAAACCGGGUUUGAUCCCAAUAGACAAAGGUCUUUAAACACUCAUGCAAAUCAGUUGCUCAUUCCCUGCGGGGAAACUGUGUUAAAAAAGAAACAAAAAACAGAUGGCCAGAAAGAUUUGUGUCCCGUAUAUGUAUGGACGGAUGGACGGAUGGACGGAUGGACGGAUGGACUGAUGGACUGAUGGACGGAUGGACGGAUGGAUGGAUGAUGCGGAGUUGCCAAUUGAGACAAAAACGGCACGCUUUCGAGCCCUGGGCACUGCACCGACGAUUCAAAGUAAUUGAAUACACUGGGGGAUGGAUGUUUACGAUGGUGCAAAUGUAUAGUGAACAAAACAGAGUUUUAUGCAUGGCAGGUGAGUAGUUAGCAUUUCGGGUUUUGUGGCUAUGCCAUGCUAAACCAGGCCAAGCCCCCAACGGUUGACAAUGCGAGUGAGUAUAGGAACGAUUGUCGACAGGUGAGUUCAUUUGGAAUCAGCAGUUGAGCGCGUGUCGUGUCGUCUGGUGUGACUCUGCCGUGCCGAAGCGUAGCACUUGAAGGAUCUCGGUCUCCUGUGUUCUUGUGCCACAGUUUGAUGGUGUAACUUUUUGACCCUGCUGUACAUUUUUUGUAAACAUGGAAAUGCAAAUAAAUCAAAGUGUGUACAUUGAGUCACUACACCACUGUAUAUAUUUGUAUGUUCUUAUGUAGAAGACAAGUAUUUGCAAAUAUUUGUGUAAAUAAACAGUUAUUUAUUAAGUA
This is a messenger RNA of Syngnathus typhle (broad-nosed pipefish), 3692 nucleotides long. RefSeq names its product casein kinase II subunit alpha. Bases 1238 to 2410 code for a protein of 390 amino acids. Gene Ontology annotation, molecular function: ATP binding; protein serine/threonine kinase activity. The record is from RefSeq and is a predicted model, not a curated record. NCBI's taxonomy places the organism in Eukaryota, Metazoa, Chordata, Actinopteri, Syngnathiformes, Syngnathidae. Gene Ontology annotation, cellular component: protein kinase CK2 complex; nucleus; cytosol. The transcript has 13 exons. Gene Ontology annotation, biological process: protein phosphorylation.